GUCUUUUGCAAGGCCGUGAUUCAAAUGGCGUCUUACGCGCCGUGCUGAGAGGACAUCCUCUGGUCGAAUUAAUGAAUUUUUGCUGUAUUAUGUAGAAUUUGUCCUCAAACAGACAUUCAGUAUGACUAUAAUUGUAUUUUUGAUAGAUACUUCGGCCUCUAUGAGCCAGAGGGCCUUUUUAGGUGGCCGUCCAACACUUUUAGAUGUCGCGAAGGGAGCUGUAGAAACUUUCGUGAAGGUCCGUCAGAGAAUACCAGAGAGUCGGGGGGAUAGGUACAUGCUGUUGACAUUUGAGGAUCCACCAAAUCACAUCAAGGCUGGGUGGAAGGAAAAUCUGGGUACAUUCAUGAAUGAGUUGAAAAAUAUUCAGUGUGUUGGGCUUACAUCCAUGGGUGCUGCUCUUAAAAAUGCUUUUGAUGUUCUGAAUAUUAAUCGUAUGCAAACUGGCAUUGAUACUUAUGGGCAAGGACGAUGCCCAUUUUUCCUUGAGCCAUCAGUCAUAGUCGUCAUCACUGAUGGAGGGAAGCUUUCCUGUACAACUGGUGUCCAGGAAGAUUUUACUCUUCCAAUGCAUUCGCCAAUUCCUGGCUCUGAGUUGACACGUGAACCAUUUCGUUGGGAUCAGCGAUUGUUCUCGCUGGUACUGCGUUUAGCUGGUACUCCUGCUAUUGAUAGGGAUUCAGGACUUGUACCCACUGAUGAUUCACCUAUUGAGACAAUGUGUGAAGUAACAGGAGGUCGCUCCUACAGCAUUACCUCACAGCGCAUGUUGAUGCAAUGUGUGGAUAGUUUGGUCCUGAAAGUUCAAAGUGGUGUUGUGGUCAAUUUUGAAAAAAUCGGCCCUGAUCCUAUACCUUUACCAGGUGAAGGUAAGUCAUUAUUAUUUUUCUUUUCCUUCCUACUGAACUUAACAUUACUCUCUCCAAUGCAUAAAAACUUAAACCUGUUUUCUGUUAAAGGUAUGAUUCGGCUUGAUGAUGGAGAUGAAGAUGGUGAGGGAAACCCACCAAACAAUGAUGCAAAUGACAUUGCUAGGAACAAUCUUGCUGCUGGAACUGCUUGGCACAACUGUCGGAAACUGAUUUAUGUUCCACGCAAUGCACAGAAAGGUUUUAAUUUAGGGUUUUGGCCUAUUCCAGAGUCAUUCUGGCCAGAUGCUACAGCUAACACAUUGCCACCUCGUUCAGCACACCCUAAUAUUAAGUUUGCUUGUGCUCCUCAAGAGCCAAUGGUAAUUGAAAACUUACCAUUUGAUAAAUAUGAGCUUGAACCUUCCCCAUUGACUCAAUUCAUUUUGGCCCGGAAGCAGCCAACUGUAUGUUGGCAGGUGUUUGUUCCUAAUUCAUCCAAGAUAUCUGAUGUUGGACAUCCGUUUGGUUAUUUAAAAGCAAGCACAAAUCUGAGUUGUGUUAAUUUAUUUGUAAUGCCUUAUAAUUACCCAGUUCUCCUACCUUUAUUGGAUGAUUUGUUUAAAGUCCAUCGCUCUAAGCCGUCAGCGGAUUGGCGAGCAACAUUUCAAAACUAUGUUAGAACAAUGCCACCGUACUACUGUGGGCCCCUGAGGAGAGCAUUACUGCGAAUGGGAGCUACUCCUACCCUCCCUACUGUAUUGCUACCAGAACCAAUGGAUAGUUUCCUUAGUUAUGCUUGUCUUAAUUAUUUAAAGAGGCUUAAGUCCUCAGCUAAGAUGGAGUAUGAAAAACUUUGCAGUGAAGUGAGUAAUAAGGCUGCAUCAAAUGUUAAUCGACUAUCCAUGGGAGCAUCCAACAACACUGCAACCGAAGGCAUUCGUGUUGUGCCAAGAUCUCCUUUGAAAAAGGAUCUUAUAUCACAUCCUCUCCUUUAUGACAAAUUUAAUAGUCUCAAAGAUCAACUGAGCGAAUUUGGAGGAUUUCAGGCAGGAAUUGAACGCAGCUCAGGGAUACGCGGUGUUCAAAGUUAUAGAAAUGCAUUUGAUAUCCCCAGGCGCACUUUAAUUGAUCAAGUGGUUAGAAUGCGAGCAAAUUUCCUUCAGCCAACUCUUGCUCACACUAAGAUAAUGGAUGAAGACCUAAAGCAUAGUAUGCCGGUCAGUCAAAUGGGCAACUAUCAAGAGUAUUUGAAACGUCAGCAACCACAACUGCGUGAAAUUGAAUCUGUUCCAGUACGACAACAUAUGUUUGGAAAUCCAUUCAAAAUUGACAAGAGUAUGAUGGUGGAUGAAGCUGACAUUGACUUUGGUGGAGGUGGUGGAGGAGGAGGUGGUGGUGGUGGCGGCCAUCAACGAGCAAACAAGAGGAAUGCUGCCCGUAAUGCAGGCCAAAUGAAUGAUCCAAAUCGAGCGCCUCCAAACAAGCGAAAACCAGGACCUAUUCCCAAAGACUUAGUUGUACAAAGACCUCGGUCACCAGUGCCUGGUGUUCCCCCACCAGUUGUUCCUGUGAGCUCACCUUAUUUAUCGCCUCCGCCAUCACCUGCUCCUGUCUUCGAAGCACCUCUUCCUGUGCCAAUUGUUGGAGAUGUCCCUAAUGCAGAUGCCCAGCAACCCGGUUUACCUAAUGGACCUGCUGGUGAAGAUCCAGUAGAAGUGGAAGGCUAUGCACCUAACCCUCCUGAAAUUAUGGUUGUUGGAGAGCUGCCUGCUCCUGCAGUAGUUGUAAUCAAUCCACCUCAGCAACCUCAGGAAGCUCCAAUACAAUGUAAUGGGGAUGUUGUUGUACCUGAUGCAAGCAUACAGCCUGUCCAUCUCAACAAUGUAGCUGUCAAUAGAGAACAGGCUCGGCGCGAGCUUGCAGAAAUCCGAAAACAUAACUUAGAAGUACGGGCUAAGGUGUAUAAGGAAGUUCGCCGCCCUGGUAAAAAUUUUGCUCCGUUGUUAGAACUAUUACAAACAUUAAAGGGAGGAGUGGAAGUCCGUGUCCCAGUGCUUGAAGAGAUAAUUGAGGAAUCACUUCGUUUUAAGAGACGGGCACUUGUCAGUGUUCUUCAGCAAUAUCUGUGUGAUAUAGACGACAGUAAUUCAACUGCUUCAGCUGUUUUAUCACCAUUUUCAAAUAAUCAUAGUAAUUAUAGUAAUAAUGGGGGCACAAAUUGAAAUUGUUUAAUGUCACAUUAGAUACAAAUUGUUGUGAUCUGUCUUCUGUCUUUUGAAUGUGACUUACUAUGUACUGCAGAGCUGAGGUUCAUUUAGUCCAUAUGCUCUUGGUAUAUUGAAACUAUUGUGGCUAAGAAGUGUCAUGAAGAAGCUGCCCUUUGAAGUGUCUGAAACAAGAAUGUUUCCUCUAGUCAAAAUGUGUUCUCGGACUGGACCUUAAAUUUGUAGGAAUUUGAAUGAAAUUUAUGGUGACACACAUACAUGUUUUACCUGUGCUAUUUAUUGUUACUAAAAUAUUGGUAUGGUGUGUUUUGAGACAAUUGUGUCAAGAAGAUACUUACAACUUUACUCCAGCCAUUAAGAGAUAACUUUUGUUUGUUUUGAUUAAUUUUCUGUGGUCCUUCUUGCAGAAGAGUUGUUUGACUUAGCUGUGAAUACUUGCCCACUAAUUUUUGGAAGGUUGAGUUUGUACUUCAAGACAGCAUUUAGUUUAUCAACUCAAAAAUCUAUCAAUCUAUUUCCUAGUUUGGAACAAAGUUCAUGUCACAGUGUGCUACAAAGUAAUUUAUUAUUUUCAGAUUUUUAGAUGUACAUUUUAGCAGUGUCAAGUUGCAUUGCUCUCUCUGUGAUUCUUUUCUCUUUGUGUUCAUUUAUUGAUGCAAUCACUGUCAAUCACACUUCUACUUCUGGUUCUUAAAUUGGAAGUAAAGAAAAGAAAGGUGUUCCGUAUUAUUAUUAUUUAUGUGUCUUUUAUGUGGGUAAACAUUACUGUAGUAUUUUAUUUGACUGAUUAAUAAUUUUAUGGGGCUGUGUUGUGUGUUGUAAUUAAGAGCUGACACAUAUCUCCUUGAUUUGGUGGAAUAAUCAACUGCAAAGACAGAUGCAUUUCUAUUCUUGUUUAAAUUUAUUUAAAGACCUUUAAUCUUGAAGAAGUUUCAUUACUGUACUAAUUGGUGAGUGGAUGAUAUGAGAUAAGAUGUUUCAAUUAGUUUCAGUGUCAGACUGUCAGUAUCUAGCUCUGUCUUGUUACUAUAAAUUUCAUGUUUCCAGUGAGUUUUUCUUCAAGUUUUACCUUUUCUUUUUUUUUUUUUUUAAAAUUGUUGGUAUUGUUCUCUCUUGGCUUUCUUGAAUCAGGAAGUUACCGGCAGAAACUUUGUUCUUCUUUCAUUGUCAUCAAUGUCAUCCAUAUCAACUGCAUUUAAAAUUAAUUUUAAGUUUUGACUAUUUGUCUAAGUAUCAAAGUUCUAUUGUACUAUUGACUGAGUUUUACGAACCAAUACUCAAUGGAAAGUCUUACGGCAGCACCUCAAAAAACCUUCCCAAUGUUGAUCUUGUGGUAUUGUGUUAAAUAAGUUCAUUUACAAUCUUUUCAUGUGGAAAAUAAAAGUAUCUGUGACUUAAAUGAAAGUGAUAUUACAUGUUAGAUUACUUAUUUAACGGAAGGAAAUAGAGUAACAAAUUUUAAUUUCUUACGCUUUACACGUCGUUAGACCUCUUACAAGAUGAAACAGUUUUGUAAAGAGGACGGAUGUUAAAUUUGUAACACCUCAUUUCAUUUUGAACUUUUUCUUCCAGAGAACUUUUUCAGAUUAUCAUGCUUUCUGAAUUUUUGGUUUACUAUUGCUGUAACACAAAAUAAAUGUGGUAGUACGUUUUGUAUUGUGUUAUCUUUGAAAGGUUAUAUUGUUACUGUUCAAUAACUUAUUAAAUUAUUGAUUGGAUGCAUAA
Molecule: messenger RNA, 4801 nt
Organism: Frankliniella occidentalis (western flower thrips)
Lineage: Eukaryota; Metazoa; Arthropoda; Insecta; Thysanoptera; Thripidae
Gene: IntS6
Product: integrator complex subunit 6-B
Exons: 15
Coding region: 122-3073 (983 amino acids)
Biological process (GO): snRNA 3'-end processing
Cellular component (GO): integrator complex
Source: RefSeq, a predicted model, not a curated record